Molecule: messenger RNA, 3584 nt
Organism: Eufriesea mexicana
Lineage: Eukaryota; Metazoa; Arthropoda; Insecta; Hymenoptera; Apidae
Product: protein groucho-1
Biological process (GO): regulation of DNA-templated transcription; negative regulation of canonical Wnt signaling pathway
Cellular component (GO): nucleus; transcription regulator complex
Molecular function (GO): protein binding; transcription corepressor activity
Source: RefSeq, a predicted model, not a curated record
CGUCGAGGGUAGAUCGUUCGGAGCUACGUCUUACAUGUGUGCCGUCGGAUAGUCGUAUCGCGUAACUCUAGCGUAAUACAACGUCGUCGUACGUAUUUCCUAUUCUAUUCAUACGUGUGUACAGUACGUCGCUUUUCCUCUCGGUGUAUAUUCAUUGUGAAACGAGUACCAAGUGAGUGGUUGCCACGGAAAGCGGACUCGAAGAAGAAAGUGACAGUGCUCAGUGUGUGCUCUCGCUUCGACUCUACCUUCUUGUCUUGUGUCUUUUCUCCGGUUUCGUUCUUUCUUUUUUCGUUGCUGACCAGUGAAUAAUAGUGCGUACUGGCUAUGACCUGGGAUACCGCCGGAUAUACCUGAGGAUAACGGAGACAUAUCCAUUACUCCUGACAGGACUUCGUCGUGACGGGAGGAAGCAACAUAACCUCUUCGAGGGCCUCUGACGAUAAGAUGUACCCCAGUGCCAGUAUAAACGCUGCGGCAGCUGUGGCUGUGGCAGCUGCGGCACGGCACCCGGGUCCACCGCAACCCGGGCAGCAAAUUAAAUUCACAGUCGGAGAAUCCUGCGAUAGGAUCAAAGAGGAAUUUAACUUCUUGCAGAACCAAUGUCACGCCUUGAAGCUCGAGUGCGAGAAAUUGGCCACGGACAAGAUCGAGAUUCAACGACAUUACGUGAUGUAUUACGAGAUGUCGUACGGCCUAAACGUGGAGAUGCACAAACAGGCCGAAAUAUCGAAGAGACUGAACGCAAUCAUCGGACAGAUACUGCCCUUUCUGUCCCAGGAACAUCAGCAGCAGGUCGCCACCGCUGUUGAUAGGGCGAAACAGAUCACGAUGUCGGAGCUGAACUCCAUAAUUGGGCAACAGAGACCAGACAUAUCAAGACUGCUGCAGCAAAUGCAUGCUCAACAACUGCCACCGGGAACGGCGAUAGGCGCCCAUCCAGGGCUACCCGGACUUCCGGGACUAGGACCAGGUGCUGGACUUCCGGUGUCAACUUCCGCCUCCGCGGCUCUUAUUGGUCUUGGCCUGACGCCGGGCGCCGCCACAGCGCCGGGCACGACAGCGGCCCAUCCACUGUCGAUGCUGAGUAAACCGGAAUUGCACCGCGGCCAGCCCGACGAUUUAAAGAGCAAUGGCGGUCUCAGCUCGACCGAGGAGAGACACAGGAGCUCGAUAUCGCCCGGUGAUAAAUACAGUCGUCCACGAACACCGCAGGAGACGCAUCAUUCCCAUCAUUCUCAGAAUCACCAUGACCAUCCCAUGCACAUCAAGAAGAUGAAGAAGGAGCAGGAUAAGGACAUCGGUCAUAGUGACGGCGAGAAGAGCGACCAGGACCUGGUGGUGGACGAUGCCAGCGAGGGACCAACGAGCCCGGUAGUAAACGGCACGACGUCGCCGCGGGAGAACGGGCUGGACAAGGUGGCGCCGAUCGGCGCCGGCGUGCAGACGAAGAAAGACGUACCGCCGCAUUCGCCGCGAAGCGGGACCAGCAGCAACGCCAGCACGCCGUCCGCGAAAAAGAUGGAGGAGCGGGAGAAGCCCACGACCCCGAUCUCAAAGCCGCUCACGCCGACCUCGGGGUCCGCGAUCGGCGGCGGCCUCAAGCCCUCGGGAUCGGCCAAGCUGCUCCAGGGACCGCCGCCUCCCGGUGUGCCCAGCGCUUAUCCGCCCCACUACGCGCCCGGCCCACCGCCGCACCAUCUGGCACCAGCUGGCCAGCAUCCUCACGUAGACAUGAUGGGUUAUAACGGCUACGUGGCGCCCAGAGCACCACCUUCGCUGCAGCAGCUAUACGAUCCCCACGUGGCCAUGAGGGCCCCCAUGGGAUCCGUUGGAGUUCCCGGAGGCAAACCCGCGUACAGCUUCCACGUGUUGAGCGAGGGCCAGAUGCAGCCGGUGCCCUUCCCACCGGACGCGCUCAGCGGACAAGGGAUACCGCGUCAUGCGCGGCAAAUUAAUACCCUCAGCCACGGGGAGGUCGUGUGCGCUGUCACGAUCUCCAAUCCGACCAAAUAUGUGUACACCGGCGGCAAGGGAUGCGUCAAGGUCUGGGACAUAGGCCAGGGCGGCACGGGAAGCACCAAGUCCGUGUCCCAGCUCGACUGUCUGCAGCCGGAUAACUACAUCAGGUCGGUGAAACUGCUACCGGAUGGCAGGACGCUGAUAGUCGGCGGCGAGGCUAGUCGGCUGAGUAUCUGGGAUCUGGCCAGUCCGACGCCGAGGAUCAAGGCCGAAUUAAUCUCUGCCGCCCCCGCCUGUUACGCUCUGGCGAUCUCGCCGGACUCGAAGGUCUGCUUCAGCUGCUGCAGCGACGGCAGCAUCGCUGUCUGGGAUCUUCAGAAUCAGUCGCUGGUGAGACAGUUCCAAGGUCACACGGAUGGUGCCUCGUGCAUCGACAUCUCCGCGGACGGGUCGAAGCUGUGGACCGGCGGGCUGGACAACACGGUGCGCUCGUGGGAUCUGAGAGAGGGCAGGCAGCUGAAGCAUCACGAGUUCACCUCGCAGAUAUUCUCGCUCGGCUACUGUCCCACGGGAGAAUGGCUGGCCGUGGGCAUGGAGAACUCGAACGUCGAGGUGUUGCACGCUUCCAAUCCGGACAAGUAUCAGCUACACCUGCACGAGUCUUGCGUGCUGUCGUUGAGAUUCGCGUCCUGCGGCAAGUGGUUCGUCUCCGCGUGGCGCACGCCUUACGGGGCGUCGAUAUUCCAGUCGAAGGAAUCGUCAUCCGUGCUGAGCUGCGAUAUAUCAGCGGACGACAGGUACAUCGUUACCGGUUCAGGUGACAAGAAGGCGACCGUCUACGAGGUCAUGUACUGAACGACGAAACCGCAACGACCGAACACCACGACCGAACGUAUUCAUCCGACCUGGUGGGCUCUCUCCUCAGCGUGGGUGUACAUAAUUCUUAUACGAUAUUACGAGAGACGUUUGUUGCCGUUGUUCUUGUUAUUGUUGUUGUUGUUACUCUUGGUGAUGAAAGGGUCCGUGCAAGAAAGCGAACGAGCCGAACGAACCGGCGAGCCGUAGAAGCUAGCCGAUCUCGGCCGAGAUCGGACAGAGACUCGUCGAGACCGGCGAAAAAGAGACUUAAAAAUUCAUGACACCGACCACGGAGGAUGCAAUCGUUUCGUUUUCCCGUCCGGACAUCAUCGUUCCCGUCGCGAACCGAUAAAUAUUUACGCGACAAACGAACGUUCUUCUUCUGUCCGUGACGGGACACCGGGCGAGUUCGUUCCGCUCGUUGGGCGCGCGGCCACCAUUUUGUUGGCCGGGGCGCGCAGCCGCCAUCUUGUUGGCUGGGGCGCGCGGCCGACAUCUUGUUGGCCGGUGCGCGCGUUGAUUAGAAGCAAACGCUGGCAUGCGUAUCGCGUUUCCUCUGUACAUUUUGUAUAUACAUAUACAUAUUAUAUGUAUAUAUAUAUUAUACAUAUAUAUAUAUAUAUAUACACAUACGUCAGUCUUUAAGUAUACCAUGAUAUUUUUCUACGUCCCCUAAAAGUGAGACGGAAAGCGAGUAAUAAGGAAAAACAGAAAAAGGAAAAAAAAUCACACACAUACACACGUACACGCGGACACGUACACAC